GGCGCCUGAGGAGGGUGAACCGCGCGCCUCUUUGGUGGGAGUGGGAAGGAAGCGCCGGGUGUUCUUGCUUUCGAGUUUGACUCGUAUCCUCCCUUAACCUCGUAGGCGUGAAAGAAAAAAGCGGACGUUUCUUGUGUUCAGGAGCGAUUGUCGGUUUGUACUCUCGGGAUAUUUUGAAAAAAAUGGACCAGGUAGAAGAAACAUCUAGACGAAUUCUCUUGGAGCCAUAUAAUUACCUACUUCAACUACCAGGUAAGCAGGUCAGAACAAAACUUUCCCAGGCUUUUAAUCACUGGCUGAAUGUUCCUGAAGAUAAAUUACAGGUUAUCAUAGAAGUGACAGAAAUGUUACAUAAUGCAAGCUUGCUUAUAGAUGACAUAGAAGACAAUUCAAAACUGCGUCGAGGUUUUCCAGUGGCCCAUAGCAUCUAUGGAAUACCAUCUGUAAUAAACUGUGCGAACUUUGUGUAUUUUCUUGGCUUGCAAAAGGUUUUAACUCUUGAUCAUCCAGAUGCUGUAACAGUGUUCACCCGCCAACUGUUGGAACUCCACAAAGGCCAAGGCUUGGAUAUUUACUGGAGAGAUACUUACACCUGUCCUACAGAAGCAGAGUAUAAAGCCAUGGUUCUGCAAAAGACAGGUGGUCUCUUUGGACUAGCUGUGGGCCUCAUGCAGUUGUUCUCCAGUUACAAAAAAGAUUUAAAACCACUCCUUAACACUCUUGGGCUCUUCUUCCAAAUUCGUGAUGACUAUGCAAACUUACAGUCCAAAGAAUAUAGUGAGAACAAAAGUUUUUGUGAAGACCUCACUGAAGGGAAGUUCUCAUUCCCAACUAUACAUGCCAUAUGGUCUAGGCCAGAAAGCAGACAGGUGCAGAAUAUUCUGCGACAGCGGACUGAGAAUGUGGAUAUUAAAAAGUAUUGUGUACAUUAUCUUGAGAAAGUUGGUUCCUUUGAAUAUACACGUAAAACACUAAAAGAGCUUGAAUGUGAAGCAUAUAAACAAAUUGAAUUGCUUGGGGGCAACCCUGAGCUUGUAGCACUGAUUGAAUAUUUAAGUAACACAUUCAAGGACAGUGAGAAUUGAUAUAAUUGACGAUUAUGUUUUACUGGAAAUAAUUUUGGCAUGAACAAGAAAACCAUACUUCAUUCUAAAAUGUCUUUGUUGCAUAGGAACUGCUGUAAAACAUAUUUUAAGGAUAAGUGGGUAGGCCAGGGGCUAGGAUGUGCUCUAAAUCACUGGUUCUCAACCUUGGCUUACUCAGGAGUUGUGGACUGCAACUCCCAGAAGCUUUCACCACCAACU
This is a messenger RNA of Pogona vitticeps (central bearded dragon), 1304 nucleotides long. RefSeq names its product geranylgeranyl diphosphate synthase 1 (gene GGPS1). NCBI's taxonomy places the organism in Eukaryota, Metazoa, Chordata, Lepidosauria, Squamata, Agamidae. Gene Ontology annotation, molecular function: prenyltransferase activity. Gene Ontology annotation, biological process: isoprenoid biosynthetic process. The record is from RefSeq and is a predicted model, not a curated record.